Molecule: messenger RNA, 1098 nt
Organism: Prunus armeniaca (apricot)
Lineage: Eukaryota; Viridiplantae; Streptophyta; Magnoliopsida; Rosales; Rosaceae
Source: the annotation of a GenBank genome assembly
AUGCAGAAAUGGAUACCUGGUUUCUGUCCUGCUACAGCUCAUAUCACUCGUAUGGCAGCUUGGAUAAGGGUGGCUGCUAUUCAGCUAGAGUGUUUUGAUGUGUGGUCUCUGAAGCGUAUUGGAAAUUUAGUGGGGAAGCUGUUGAAAAUUGAUUCUCUAACAACUUCUCAGAAUCGAGGUAAAUUUGCUCGGUUAUGUGUGGAGCUUGAUCUAACUAAGCCUUUGGAGGCUUUUGUUCAAAUUAAUCAACAUUGGUACAAUAUAGAGUAUGAAGGCUUACUGGAAAUCUGUUAUAUGUGUGGUAAAUAUGGUCAGAAGAGGGAAGUGUGUCCUCUAAGGGCUGAGGUUCAAUAUGAGAAAACUCCUGAGAUGCCUAUCAAAGAAGGUAGCGUGGACAUGAACACUGAUUCUGGGGAUGAGGUUAAUAAGUUGAAGGAUUGGGAUUCUGGGCUGAGAGGGCCUUGGAUGAAUGUUCAGCCUAGAAGGAAAUAUAAGACUAAUUUUAAAGAUGGAGGGGGGAAGAAUGCUGGUGGAACUUCUAAGGGGUCCAGAUUUGAUGCUUUGAGACAAGUUGGUGAGGAUUUUGGAAGAGAUGUGAAUGGACUUGGGGGGGAGCCUUCUUUGUCUUUUAAGACGGGUAAAAAUAUGGAGAAUAUUGGUUCCAAGGGUAGCAAGAUUUGGACUAAGUCUAAAUCCACUAAAGACACUUCUAGGCAAGAUAAGAAAGUUAGGCAGCCUUUUGGAACUUCUUUUGAUUUUUCUAACUCAACUGGUGUCGCUCAGUUCAAUGGGAAGGAAUUUGGGCAUCCCGGCUUGGGUAGUGAGAAAAUUGAUAGCUGGGUGGGGAAUCAUGAUGCAAGUAUAGAGAAUGGUGUGUAUAUUUUUGGUUAUCAACCCCCGAAUAUAAGGGAACAAGGUGUUAAUUCUGAGGCCAGUUUUGAAUCUGAGGAUGAUGCAGGGGCUAUUAAUGCAUAUACUGGUGAUGAUGUGGGCCAAAAUGAAAACAUGGAUUUGUCUGAGGGACAAGGUGUUGGUUCUGAUGCUCAUAUGACAGGUCAUGCCCUUAAUAGUGAGGGUGGUGUGACCUUCGAUAUUUGA